AGGGCGGCACCGCGCACUGCCGGGGCGGGGCCGACCGCCCCCUUCCUGCCGCAGCUCCCAAUAUGGCGGCGGCCAGCGCAGCGCGGGCCGUUGGUCGCCGCUCCAGGAGCCUCUUCGACAUCUUCGUGGCUGAGGUUCCCUGGACAGUAUCGAGCAAGGAGCUGAAGGAGUACUUCUCCCAGUUCGGAUCAGUACAGAGGUGCCACCUGCCGUUUGACAAAGAUACAGGCUUUCACAGACGUUAUUGCUGGAUUAAAUUCUCAACUCAAGAUGAUGUUUGGAAUGUGUUUCAGAAGGACACCCACAUACUUGAAGGUGCCAAGCUCUCUCUCAAACAACAGUCCUACAGAAGACGCAGUCAAAGAAAGAAUCAAAGUGAGUGAGCGAUGGAAGGAGGCUUUAUUUCACUAAAUGUAAAGAAACUAAAAUAAAGAUUACUGAGAAACUA
Messenger RNA from Grus americana (Whooping crane), 448 nucleotides. It is a transcript of the gene SLIRP, whose product is annotated as SRA stem-loop interacting RNA binding protein. The transcript is spliced from 4 exons. NCBI's taxonomy places the organism in Eukaryota, Metazoa, Chordata, Aves, Gruiformes, Gruidae. Gene Ontology annotation, molecular function: RNA binding. Bases 63 to 383 code for a protein of 106 amino acids. The record is from RefSeq and is a predicted model, not a curated record.